Molecule: messenger RNA, 11053 nt
Organism: Drosophila biarmipes
Lineage: Eukaryota; Metazoa; Arthropoda; Insecta; Diptera; Drosophilidae
Product: cubilin homolog
Exons: 17
Coding region: 115-10950 (3611 amino acids)
Molecular function (GO): calcium ion binding
Source: RefSeq, a predicted model, not a curated record
GUGUGGAUCAAAUUGAUUUCAAACCUCUCAUGGAAAAUAAAAACAUUUAAAAUCUUCUAAAUUAAACACCACCCCUAAUUGUGAACUUGUGAUUUAAGCAAAAAAUGAAGAAAAAUGCAUUUUAAGCUACCAAAAUCACCACUUUUGCUGGUGCUGUGCCUGCAAAUCUUCUCCGCAAGUGGAUCUCGUGAUAGUCUGGGGCAACGUGCGCGGGUCGUGAGACAGUCCAACGAUAAUCUGCUCCUCGAGGCAGCAAGGGAUCAGAAUGUCACCCUGCGAUUGAUGGGCGAGUCGGCCACCGUGAACAUAAAUGGGGUGGACAUGUUGUCGCUGCUCCGGCGGCGCCAAAAGAUCAUAAUUGACCGUCAGGCGGCGGCUCGACGGGAGCCCCUUUCGACGGAGGUGGUCAAGGACCAGUUCCGGGAUGUGGAGCGCCAGAUGAGGCGGAUACAGCGCCGGGUCCUCAAUGCAGUGAACUCCACGCGAAGGAGCGGGCUUAAUCAACGCAUCCUGCGCCGACAGUUGCAGAAGGUGGAGCUCGUCACAAGAAUCCUGCGAAGCGUCACUUUGAACCUGGUUAGGAACGAGUGCGACUCUAGUCCGUGCCAGAACGGUGGAACCUGCCACGACGCCUACAAGGCGUUCCAGUGCGAGUGCCCCGCGGGUUGGCAAGGCGUCACAUGCGAGGAUGACGUGAACGAGUGCUUCACCCUGGCGGGAACAGACCUGGCCGGCUGCCUGAACAAUGGCCAGUGCAUAAACACGCCUGGAAGCUUUCGGUGCGUUUGCCGGAAUGGAUUCUCCGGCACCCACUGUCGCCUCCGCAACAAUUCCUGCAUGGCCAGCGGAUCGCGGGAGCUCUGCGGCGAUCACGGCAUUUGCAUCCAGGCGUCCAAUGCCGCCGGCUAUGUGUGCAUCUGCGAUCAGGGGUGGACGUGGGCGGAUGCCAAUGCGACCUCGGCGAGUCCGAGCGCCUGCACGCGGGAUGUAGACGAGUGUGAGCCACGCGUGAAUCCCUGCCACGACGUAUGCAUCAAUCUGCCGGGUUCCUUCCGAUGUGGGCCCUGUCCGCCGGGCUACACUGGUGACGGACGCUUCUGUCGGGACAUAGACGAGUGCGCCGGAGAAGAUAAUGGCGGAUGCAGUCUGCAGCCGCGGGUGACCUGCACCAACACGGAGGGCUCGAAUCGCUGCGGCCGCUGUCCACCCGGCUGGACCGGCGACGGCCGCACCUGCACAGCCUCCAAUUCCAACUCCUGCGACGAUGAGAGGAUCUGCCAUCCGCUGGCCAAGUGCGAGUACGUAUCCGACACGGUUGUGUGCACCUGCCCGCUGGGAAGCUAUGGCCAUGGGUACGGCGCCGACGGAUGCACCUCGGACUCCAGCCGGCUGCCCUGCGAGCAGCAUCCGUGCCAGAACAACGGCACCUGUGUGCAGAAUGGGAGGGGAACCACCUGCAUUUGCCAGCCUGGUUUUAAGGGUGCCGUGUGCAACUCGUCGGAUGCAUGCCACAAUCCCACUCCCUGCCUGAAUGGCGGAACGUGUCGUCUCUUGCCGGACAACAAGUUUCAGUGCGUCUGUCCACACGGCUUCACCGGCACCACCUGCUCCCAUCAGCGAUUCUUCUGCGGUGCUACUAUCCGCGGUCCCUCGGGCCAGCUCAAUUUUCCACCCAACACAGCCGACGGCAACUACCAGCCGGACGAGCGCUGUCCAUUCAUCAUACGCACCACUGCCAAUCUGAUCCUGAACCUGACCUUCACCCAGUUCGAUCUGCAGGAGAGUGCCGACUGCUCAGCCGACUUCCUGCAGCUGCACGACGGCGGAUCGCUGACCGCCCGCUUGAUAGGACGCUUCUGCGGCUCCCAUUUGCCGAUGACCAACGGGAGUGUGGUUUCCAGCCAGGAGCAGGUCUUCUUCUGGUUCCGAUCCGACAACCGGACGCAGGGCAAGGGCUUCCACGUCAUCUGGAACUCCCUACCAUUCUCGUGUGGCAAAGCCACUUUCCUGAAAGAGGCGGAGACUGGCGUGCUCCGAUCUCCCGGCUAUCCUGGUGACGCGCGGCCCGGACUCGACUGUCGCUGGCAACUGACAGCGCCGUUCGGCUACCGACUGCUCCUUCAUUUCUACGACAUAAAGCUGGGAAGCACCGAAAGCGCCGCCGCGAACUGCACCCAGGACUCCCUCAUUGUCUACGACUCAGAUCGCCAGCUCCUCCGGGCCUGCCAGUCCCUCCAACCUUCCCCGUUGUAUAGCUCUUCGAACAGCCUGCGUCUGGACUUCCACACGGACGCACUGCGUUCGGAUAGCUCCUUCCAGAUGCACUACGAGGUGGUGCCGGGCAGUCCGGGAUGCGGAGGAGUGUUUACGGAGUCGCGGGGCCACCUUGCAAUGAAUCAGGAAAGAUGGAGCUACAUGGACGCCAACGUUUGUCUUUAUUUGAUCGAACAGCCACGUGGUACCCAAAUAAAGCUGGAGUUUGUUCAGGUAGAUACGACGAGUUGCCUUCUUCAGAAGAUUGAGAUCUUCGACGGGAGGACAACUGAUUCGCCCCAAUUGCGACGCGUAUGCGGUACUAAGGAGGAAAGUGAUCUGCAGCCCCUGAUCUCCACGGGAAAUGUGUUGCUGGUGCGCAUUGAAUUCUUUUUAAGGAGAAAACGAUUUGAUUUGAGCUAUACAAGAGUGUGCACUGGUAGCUUUGGGGGCUACACUGGCAUCAUCAGUACUCCAAACUACCCGGGUCCCUAUCUCGAUGACAUGACCUGCACUUACAACUUGACUGGGCCUCUGAACACGGUUGCUCAAAUCCUAAUCACAGACCUUUCACUGGGCACUGCCAGCACUGAGAAUGGAACACCUUUCUUGGACGUAUACUUGUCGCGCAAUGAAAAGCGGCAUAUUGUAAAGUCAAUGGAGUCCUUAACGCUGAUGUCAGACGCCAAUAGGGCUAGCUUGGUGUUCCGCGGAUCCGGAAGUGGCCGUGGAAUGCGAUUGGAGUACAGAUUUUUGCGCCGCACUUGCGGCGGGUUUCUUCACGAACCCGGCAAACCGUUCAUUAAAGACGUUACCUCGAGAUUCUGUCAGUUUUUAAUUGACCUCCCAGGAAGGAAACAAAUAUAUAUCCAUCCAGUGAUUCUUAACAAUCUUAAAAUAGAUAUAUAUGACAAUACCACAGGUCCAGGAACUUUGCUGAAUACAUACACGUCGGACGUUAAUGAUGUUUUUGAUGGAGAUCUGUUGACGAUAAACGUAUACCAUAAUAGCAGUUUCGGUGUGAUAUUUAUUAAUUUUACUAUUGUUGAGCAAGAGGAAUGCGGAGGAACAUUUACCAGUCGCUUUGGCUACAUAAAGUCUCCGAACUGGCCGAAGGCAUACGGAGAGUUACAGAACUGUACGUGGAUUAUAAGAGCACCGUUGGGCCACCGCUUGGAAUUGGUGGUGCAGAACUUUACGCUGGAACCUGAAUAUUUCUCCGACGGCUGCAAUACGGACUGGCUGGAGAUAAGAAAUGGUGACUCCAAGUCGUCGCCGCUUAUUGGACGAUACUGCGGAGAUGAAAUGCCGAGCAGGCUCCCCUCAUUCGGAAAUGCCCUGCAUCUUAGUUUCAAGUCGGACUACAGUAUCGUGAGGAGUGGGUUCCUUCUAAGCUGGCAGCAGACUGGAGCCGGAUGUGGCGGCAAACUGAGCUCUUCCUCUGGCAGCAUACACUCGCCGCAUUUGCUGGAGGGAAAUCGCGGUGUUCUCGCCUGCGACUGGCAGAUUGUCGUCGCCGAGGGGUCCAGAGUUAGCAUGCAGCUCGAGAGCGCUGACGAGCGUCUCUGCAGCGGUCAACUAACCAUCUACGACGGCCCCACCACCGCCAGCCGUCCCAUGCCGAUGCGGUGCGACGGGAACGGCUCCCAACCCCUGCUGUCCACCGGAAACCGAGUCCUGGUCCGAUACGGUGUGAGCCAGGAGGCACCCGAAGGAACGGACUUUAUGCUGAACUACCAAACCGACUGUCGAGUGCGACUGGAGGCCUUCCAGGGCGCCAUUGAAACGCCCAAUUUCCCGGAGAACUACCCACCACUCUUAGACUGCGAAUGGGAUAUUCGCGCUGGCGGAAAGAAGAAUCGUUUGCAACUCGUCUUCUCACAUCUGUCGGUGGAGCGAUUCGGGGAAGCAUGCUUUGACACCACAAUCCUCAUCGACAUGCUGGACGACCAAACGCUCGUCGAGAAGCCCCUUUGCGGCCAUAAUAACUUGGACCCCAUCACUACGGCCGGAAACCGGGUGCUCCUACGUUUCAAAAGCGACUACUCGAACGAAUGGCAGGGCUUCCGGGCGGAGUACAAGCGUUUGGGAUGCGGAGAGCACUUCCAUGAGCAGGGCACAAAGUUUGAAUCGCCGAAGGCGCCCUUUAGCCUGGACAUGGACUGCGCUUGGGUCAUUACAGCAUCGGAGGGCCGGCAAAUCCGUCUCCUGCUUCACGAAGUCCACUUCGAGGCGCCCCAGAUGGAUUGCAGCAAUGCGGAAUCCAGCCUCUCCGUAUCAGCCCCCAGUGGAUACAACUCCUCUGUGGUUCUGUACCGCAGUUGCCACGAGGAGACGCAGACGCAAACCUUCACCUCGCCAGGCAACGAGCUGGUGGUGCACUUUGUCAGCAGCCCAUCGCCGACUAGGAAGUACUUCAAGGCCAGCUACGUCCAGGUGCCAGCCAGCUGUGGAGGACUCAUUACCGCCAGCAGCGGGGUGCUCACCUCCCCCGGCUUCCAUAAUCUCCAAGACAGCACCAAUGUCGCCAAUUACUCAACAAAUGUGGAGUGCGUAUGGACUGUGGAGGUUACGAAUGGCUAUGGUAUCAGGCUGCGGUUCGAACAGUUCAACCUCACGGAAUCGGCCAACUGCUCGCUGGCCUCCUUGGAACUCACAAAGCUGGAAGCGGGUGAGAAGGACCGAUUUACGGACACCACCUGCGGGGAAGAUUUGCCCAUAGUCCGCAUAGUUCACGGACAGAAGCUGCGUGUUCGGUUUAAGGCCCAGGCGGGAACCUGGGGUCGGUUCGCCAUGUACUUUGAGCGCCAGUGUGGUGGGCCGCUUUCCGCCGGAGAGGGCUACUUGCAGUCCCGGCUAGACGAGGACUGCAGCUGGCUGAUCUCCUCACCGGAGGGCAGCAAACUAAGCCUAAAGAUCAAUCAGCUGGAAUGUCCUAGGUGCGCCGCUGCAUCGAACAAGUGCCCGGAGGGUCUUCAGCUGCUCAACGACGACGACGAGGUUGUGCUUUACCAGAUGUGCCGCGACCACCCUGCCAACGUGAUUGUGCCCGCCAACAAUGUGCGCAUUCUGACCCGUGGAGUGAGGCUGCUGGCGCAGUACAGCACUUUCGAGAACACCUGUGGCGGCAACAUCACAUCCGCCCGUGGCAGCCUCAGUUCGCCAAAUUACCCGGACAGUUAUCCGGCCAACAUCGAGUGCGUCUGGACCAUCGGCGCGCGUCCGGGAAAUGCUCUGGAGGUCAGUUUUGAGGCCAUGGACAUCGUCCGCUCCGAGCACUGCAACGAGGACUUCCUAGAGCUCCGCUCUGGCGCCCAGGGUCCACUCCUGGGCCUCUACUGCGAUAAGAAUCUGCCGGAGGGUCCGUUGGUGGUGCGAUCAGAUCUUUGGAUCAAAUUCCGCAGCCGGCCGGCCAACACCGCCGGCGGGUUCCGUUUACGCUGGAGUUACGUACACAACAUUGAAGUCACAACCAGCACCAAUGGCACUAUCGAGCCUCCACCGCCAAUCUUUGUUCACGGCGAGGAUCAGCCAUUCUCCUGGCGCGUUUUCACCGAGCGCGAAAAGAUUUUGGUAUUGCAGUUUGAGGAAUACAUAUCUGGCCUUUUACUCUUCAAUGGCUAUGAUGAACUGGCUUUGGGUGUUGACAUAGAAGCCAGUCCAUGGACUUUCACAUCCAGCAGCAAUGUGGUAUAUUUAAAGACGGUAAACGCGGAGCUGAGUGAUUUCCGGAUCCAGUGGCACGUGCUGGAAAGCUCUUUGGUGGAGGGCAACGCCAGCCUGACCUCCAUGGAGUGCACCAAGGAAGUGACAUUGGGCAACUACGCCAACAUUGCCUUAAUUUCGCCUGGAUUCCCGUUCGGCUAUGCACCCAAUCUAAACUGCGAGUGGAUCAUUAAACCAGAGGACCCAUCCCAACACAUCUACGCGUAUUCAUUUAUAGUGGAUCUGGAGGACUUCCCCAGCUGUGCCGCCGAUUAUCUUCAGAUUCAGAGUUCAAGUGACCUCAGCCACUGGGCUGACGAGAUGCGCACUUGCAAGAAUACGUCGGGCUUGAUUGCUCCAGUUCAUGGAACGCCAAACCUGAGACUCCAGUUCCACAGUGAUGUAUCCAUGAACGGAACUGGAUUUUCGGCGAAACUUCGCAGCGUCUGCGGUUCCAACAUGACAGGAACCGUGGGCACCAUUUCGAUGGACUGGUUGAUUGAUGAUGACUGCGCCUGGCACAUCGAAGUGAGCCCAGGUCGACAAAUAGACAUUACCAUCUCCUAUAAUAACAAACCUGACAAGGACUGCCAGCCUUACGGUCUCAUCUACGAUGGGUUAGAUGAACAUGCUCCUUUGCUCGAGCAUGGCAGGUUUAGCAACCAGCCGGAGUUCAGGAAGACGAAACUGCGGACGAACAGCUCGCAUGCCUACAUAAAGUACCAUCUCGGGAAUUCCAGAAAAAGAUUGUCUUGCUCAUGGAAUCUCACCUACAGAGAGUUUAAUGAAUGCAACGGAGAGAUCCAGUUGACUCAGAAGGCACCCAACUAUGUGGUCAUGUCGCCGAGGUAUCCGUAUCUGCCGCAUCCACACUCAGAAUGCACGUGGUUGAUCAUGGCGCCGGUUGGGGAAACCAUCGCGGCCACUUUCGAUGAGCCAUUCGAGUUGAGUACCAGGCACUGCGAGCAGGAGAAUGUGGAGUUCUUCGAUGGCUCCACCAAGCUGGCCCGCCUCCUGCUCCGCACCUGCCGCAAGCCGCAGGCCACGGUGCGGUCUUCUGGCAACCUGCUCCUCGUCCACUAUCAGUCACAGCUCAGUGAGCCCAAUGGAGGCUUUCGGCUAAACCUCUCGCUGAGCGCAUGUGGAGGGCAGUUCAGCGGCUUUUCUGGGUUCAUCAGCUCGGAGAACUAUCCGAGUCCGGGUGGGUAUCCCAAACCGUCGGUGUGCGAGUACAUCAUUCGCAUGGCCAAGGACUACUUCAUCCGGUUGAACAUCACGGAUCUUCACCUGCCGUUCGAUCCGAAGGGAACGUCCUCGAAAGCUACGAGCGAUCGCCUGGAAAUCGUCGACUAUGCGGAUCCCUCUCAAGAACUAUUGGUGCUGGACGGCAGUGCAGUGGCGCCCACUCUCGUCACCCUGAACACCAAUGCGGUCAUCAUCCGCUUCGUGGCCAUCCAGAACGUAAACAACUAUCGGGGCUUCAAGCUGAAGUACCAGCGCUCCCUAGGGACGUGCUCGAGGGAUAUAAACGGAGCUGCAGGGGACAUCGUGAUCCCGCCAAUGCCACCGACAACCUGGCUGAGGUUCUGUCGCUUAACCAUCAACGUGCCAAAAGGACAGAGAGUGCGGCUGAGUCUCCUUAAUCUUGCUGAUAUCCGCGUUGUCCAUCGCACCAAGCGAUCCCUUGGGCGAUUCGCAAGUUUUGAUAGAAUGGCUCACUUUUCCUUCUACAAUGACAUCAACUCACUCUCCAAAAUAACCGAAUUCCGCGUGGAUGGGUACAACGGCAGUGGAGUCAUUGAGUCCACGGACAACGUUAUGCUCGUCGUAGUGAUGACCAAUCAGUUGGAUCUGAGUGCCACCGCAGUGAGGGCACGCUACAGCUCCAGCGAACCCUCAGACUGCCCGCCAAACAUUGGAGAUCAGGCGACGGGAUCACUGUCCAUCCAAGCCCUGCUCCAGCAGCCCAGCUACCACUGCACCAUCCAGUUUGUGGGUACUGUCAGUACUACGCUUACAUUCAAGAUCGAAGAGCUUUUAUUCCAAACGAACGGCGGGCCAGCAGUAAUGUUCCGAGAUGAAGUCCCUGGUAGUCCGGUCAAGGCGAUGUACGCCAACGUCACCAACAGCUAUGUAUCUGUGGUCACCACAGCUGGACGAGUAACACUUCUGAACAGCGAUCACGUCAAGCUGCGACGCUUCCGGGCCUCCUACCGGCGUCACAACUGCGGCGCCCGACUGCAGGCAGCUGAGGGAGUCACCAUUGAGUCCCCGGAUCUGCUGACUGCUCUCAACGAAGCCUACGGGGAACUGGAGUGCCUCUGGACGUUGAGCAACAGCAACGGCUAUGUGCUGGAGGGCAAUGUGACCCUAAGCGACCGCUGCGACCGGGAGUAUCUGGUGGUCUUCAGCGGCCAGUCGGAGGUGGGACGCCUUUGUAGGGGGAUGACGAUGAACCGCACCCUUCUGGAGCGGCCCUUCUCCAGGAUUCUCUACCACUCGGAGGGCCCACUCCUUGGACGCAGUCAGUUUACCUUGCAAGCCACGAGAUCCGUAUCCGACGGCAAUGUGAUUCGCGUCGACCAACGACCAUCUCCCCCGGUGACGAUGGAAGGCAAGGAUUACUUAAAGCAAAGGGAGCGCAUUUGGGAGUUUGUCACCAGCGCUGGGCUAUCCCUGAAGCUACACUUCCUGAGUAGAAUAUUCAUUGUGAGCUCGCCCAACUGCUCUGAUGAUAGGUUGACGGUGGAGCGUUAUGACCAACGAAUUGCAUCGUUUGUAGAAGUCGCCAGCCUCUGCGGCAGGCCAGAGCCCAACGAUAUUCUGGUGCAAUCCUCCCGGAUGCGGGUUAUAUUCCGAACGAAUUCCAAUACCUCGGGCGACGGCUUCAGCUUCCAAGUCUCCCCCAGCUGCGAUGCAGUUCUCCAGGCCAGCCUAGAGCUCCAAGCCCUGCGCAGUCCCGAUUGGGCGGCCGCCCGCGGACUGCAGUUCAACUGCAGCUACGUAUUCUUCACGGACGAGCAGCACCAACUGUUGGUCAGAGUCAAGAGCGGGCGGUCCUGGGAGCCGUAUGUGUGCAGCAGAUCCUAUUUCGAUACUUAUCGUCUCGGCGACGGGAAGGUGGAGAAGAGCGUUGGCAAGCUGUGUCCCAACUUUGAGGUGAAUGGCUACGGAAGACUGCGCCUGAACUACAUUUCGCCAGUGUCGCGUAUGUUCCAGCUGCAGUACCAUCUCAUCGGAUGCGGUGGCAACCACAGUGAACCCUUCACUCUGCGUCCGCCGCGAGAUGAGGAGUCCAGUGGAUAUGCCCACAACCAGAAAUGCGAGUGGAGGGUUACCGCGCCGCCACAGCACGCUAUUGUGAUAUCGUUCAACUACUUGGACAUGGAGGAGAGCGUAAACUGUCGGUUCGACAGUCUGACCAUUUACCGCGGCAAGGUGGCCAGCGCGGAGCAGAGAACCGAGCACCUGUGCGGCAACAUGACGAAGCCCCGGAGCAUCAUGGUGAACAGCAACGAGGCUCUGAUUGUCCUUUCCACGGACAGCUCCAACAGUCACCGCGGCUUCCUGGCCAGAGUGCUCUUCUCCCAGAACUGCAACGAGCGUGUGAACCUUGACAUGGAACUGCCCCGCACAAGCAUCAUAAGGCAGUACUCCUUCAAUGCUACCGAGCACCUACUAUGCCACUUCCAGGCCAGUGUCCCGCCGGAUUUCCGCGUCUCGCUAGAGGUUCGAAAGCUCCAGCUGAACGACGCCACCUGCCGCGGCUGCAGCUACUUAGAGGUCCUCGAUGGAGAUGGUGUGGAGAACCAGAGUCUCGGAAAGUUUUACGGGGGCUCCAGCUCAAAGCCCAAAAAGGUGUACAGUUCCUACUCGGAGUUGAGUUUCCGCCUGAGCGCCGAUACCGUGCGGCUUCGACAGAACAUCAGCUUCGAGCUGAUCCUCCAGAUGGAGCGCACCGCAUGUGGUCAAACGGAGUACGACAUGCAGUUGAAUGAGACCAUUACGCUGGGUUUGCACAAUGAUAAUAGCUCGAGCACCAACGAGGGAACUAUUCACUGCACCUGGACAAUCAAGGGGGAGGGAGAUGUGGAGCUAGACUUCCGGAAGAUUCGGCUUAAGGAAGUAUCUCAGCGAACGGGAAAAUGUGAAGACUACUUAAAGCUGGCUAAGCCAUAUGCACUCUCCAGAUCUUUUUGCGGACAAGUGGAAAGCUUUAAGAUGAUCGAGGAAGUCGAUGAGUCCAACCUACAACUUACUUUCCACAGCGAAUUCCUCGAAGAGUCACAAGGGUUUGAAGUUAUCAUACGGAGGAAACCAAACUGCAAUCGAAAUUACACGGAACUGAGUCAGGUCAUCAAUACCCGCUCUCUGGGCAACUGCACCGAGUACAUCCAAGUGCCGAAUGGGUACAGCAUAACGCUAUACGUAAUGUAUGUAAUGUUCGACACACUCUUAAACGAUGCCUUUAAUUUAUUCGAAGUCACGGAUCUUAGGUCGAACCAGACUGUUUUGAAUACCACGGAGCAUUAUUGGGAAACCAAAACAUUGCUUACCACUUCCAACGAGCUGCGCCUCCGCAGCCGUGGGGUGUCCUCCCUCAAGAUAUUCUACUUUUCCACCAGCAAUGAGUUCCCCAGCGGCUGUGGUGGUAAACUAGCUGUGGGUGGCUCCAUGGGAAGUUACCUGGAGAACCCCUCCUACGAAGGCCACAAGAGCCUAGUGUGCACUUGGAAUAUUUCGGUACCUCCCGGCGGAAGCCUACGGUUUAGUUUCUCAGAGUUCAACAUGGGUUCGGAAACCAACUGCGAUCUGGAUAAUUUGAAAUUUUAUGACAACAGCAUCGACGGGCGUACACUCGUGAGAAGCAUUUGUGGGUCAACGCCUCCAGAGGAUCUUACCAUAGCCAAAAAUAACAUUAUUAUAAUUGCCAAAAAAUCGCCAAAUUUCGAUGGAUUGGGGUUCAAGAUGGACAUAACGGAGACAAAUUAAACACUUUCAGAUUUCUUCCAACAGAAGUGCUGAGAUAUAAGCAAAAAUAAAGGCCUUCCUAGGCUCGAGAUGUCAUGCUAUGUAUAUUACUUGGCCUACAAUA